Molecule: messenger RNA, 980 nt
Organism: Capsicum annuum
Lineage: Eukaryota; Viridiplantae; Streptophyta; Magnoliopsida; Solanales; Solanaceae
Exons: 2
Coding region: 603-980 (125 amino acids)
Source: RefSeq, a predicted model, not a curated record
AAUAUACACAUAAAUCUGAACAAAUUGUCCACUUAAAUGCAGAACAUGAGGUUUGUUACCUUUAACUGAUUUUCAUACGCUUUACAGGAGCUGAGGCUCUAUUAAAAACAUCAUUCUAUGGCUGCGUACAUACCACCUUUCCCAAACUCACUUGUGGGAUGUUGUUGGUGUUGUAGAAGUAGUUAAUGAGUGUAUCGCGUCCAACAUGGGAGCGCGAUAAAUAAGACUCAGAUCCCGAUGAUGGUACAGGCUCUGCAACUGUCAGUGCUUAGAACUGCGGUCCGAUGAAGGAUGGGUUGAUUAAGUUGAACAAAUUAUUGUAAAAAUUGCCAAAAAUAGAAUGAGUUACUACUAAUUAAAGCUACUGCCUUCAUUGAUACCUUCUGCUUAUAUGCAUCCAAAAUUUGCCUCUUUCUUUGAACGGAAGAAAUCAGACCCUCCUAAUUUCAGUUUCAAGACAAAUCCUUUCCGUUUACCAGGUUCUCCACCAUGCAAUUAUCAGUAAAUACUACUAUAUGCCAGAAAAAUUUGCAUCAACUGCAAAAUUUGAAUGAAUUGAAGCCGGAAGAAUAUAUCCAUCAGUGCUUUUAGGUCCCGCCAGCAUGGCAUCAGGCAACAAAGGAAAAUUCAUCGCGUACACGCAUCAUCACUUAGCUGAAAGUUCUAAUUAUAGGAAUAAGGAGCCUGUGCAUGCUGAACAAGUUGAACUACUGGAUAAGAGAUUGAGAAUUCUUGAAGAUGAAGCAGAGUUACUCAGAGUAACUUUCUUGAAAGGUGUGGAAGAAAGAAAAAAGUUAGUAAAGGAAAUUCAAAACGAAUUUCAGUCUGCGUUUGGAUACACGAAGCGUCAUGAACAACAUGGACUCCCGCUGAUUCUAUAUGAAGAAUCAAAACCAACAGUUGUCAUGAGAGAACUGAGAGCUUCAGAGGCUGUUUUCCAGGAUGCUACUCGAUGUGUAUGUGCAUUUUCUCAUAAAUGA